AUGGGCAUUCCUUAUGUUGAGCGCACGAUACGCAUCAAGACGAGACAAUUCAUAGUGGGCAAGCAGAGACCUGCGGAUGGAUUGCCACUACGAGAAUGGCAAGUAGAUCUAUGGAUCCUGACCCUGGAUGGAUUAGAAUUACCGGCUAAUGUAUUCGAGAAAUGUACAUACCGACUGCAUCCUACAUUUCCACAGCCAAUUCAAAUCAAGACCGAACCACCAUUUACCGUGAAGGAGCGUGGAUGGGGGGAGUUCUCAUAUCCGAUUCAGUGUUCAUUUUUGCAGGGUGGUGGCGAGGUCGAAUUCUUACACGAUUUGUCAUUUCAAGAAAGCACUUAUCACAGCGAUGUCCCUAUCAAGGUGCCCAUUCAUAUUCCGGAUCUUCGCAAAGCGCUCGAAAUCAGCGGGGCAGUACUGUCGACGACAGAUGCUUUGAUGACAGAAUCAACUUGCUUGCCCAAGAUUGACAGAAGCAUAAAAAAACUGGUCGCAGGCGAUGAGGAUUUAGCUACGGACGUGAUGAACAAAAUUCUUCAUCACCCGGCAAUUUCUAGAGAAAUUGAGAAGCUUCCACUCGAGGAACAAUUUGUUUUUGAUUUGCGGCAGCUCCCGUCUUGUCUAUUGGAAGAGGUGAUACAUUUUAUUGAUCAAAGUGAGCAGUGA
Molecule: messenger RNA, 663 nt
Organism: Lachancea meyersii CBS 8951
Lineage: Eukaryota; Fungi; Ascomycota; Saccharomycetes; Saccharomycetales; Saccharomycetaceae
Source: the annotation of a GenBank genome assembly